GGACAAGUUUGAGAACAUUGCUAUUUCAAUCUUGUUUUUUCUUGGUUCUCAAGUGACUGAAGACAUGACUGGCAAACUUAUCCUUAUCUUCAUCGCCCUUCUGGGUUCAGUCAGUAUGAGGAAUGUCCAGAUGGAUGCAGAGGAGAUUGCGAAUGGAAACAUAUGUCAGGACUGCACACAGAUUUUUGAAGCUUUGAUGGACCUGCUUUCCGAUAAAGAAUUCCAGGACAGAAUAAUUGAUAUACUUGAUGAUGUUUGUGACAAGAUGCCUGCACAAGCCAUUGAAAUCUGCCAUACGCAAGUGGAAAAAAUCAUUCCUAUCGCCAUCGGCUUUCUUACCAGCUGUAUGAAACCAGAUCAAAUCUGUAAAACCCUCGGACUCUGUGAAGGUCGUGCCGGCGGUGAGAUGAGAGAUCUGCUCCUCAAUCACAUUUCUAAAACUGUAACAAUGCCAACUAUGAAGCACGGAGCGUCUAUUCAGUGUUCUUUAUGCACAUACACCGUGAGCACACUUGAGAAUCUGUUUCCCAAAGAUAUGACUGAGAGUGCCAUUACAGCCCUGUUUGAGCGUCUGUGCAGCGAGCUUCCAGCUAUGGUUCAGUCCCAGUGCAAUAAGAUGGUUGAAAAAUAUGUCAAACUGUUGAUCGACAUGCUAUUGAACAAGACCGCUCCUAACUUCAUAUGCACACUUCUUCAUCUUUGUGGAAUGCAAGAAGGGCCCGUCAUAGGUUUAGGUGACACUGUGCGUUCAGACUGUGAAACUUGUCUUACUCUGGCGGUUUUGACUCGUAUGUAUCUGGGCUCGAAUGCCACUGAGAUUCAGACUGCCUCCUUCCUCUACUCUAUGUGUCAGAUGCACCCCAAUGCCAUGCCAAAGUGCAAGACCUACACACAGCGUUACGGAAAGCAGCUCUUCACAUAUCUGGGAAAAGAAGAGGAAGCCUUGGGCGCAUGUAAGAAAGUAAAUCUGUGUGUCACUGAAGACCGUGAGCCCGUCCGUGAGGCCGACCCCUGCACCCUUGGCGUAAACUUCCGCUGCAAGGACCUGCAGACCGCUUUAAAUUGUGGGGCAGUUUCCUUCUGUCAGAAGAAUGUGUGGUGAUAAUUCCACUUCAGCCGUCUAUACCAAAGUCAAAGGUGAAGGCUUUCUAUCAAAUGUGAUGUUUUAAAAGCAACCUGGUUAUCAACUAUAAACAUUUAAAGGCUUUGGUGCUGAACCGAUGCUACAGUUUUUUCUGCUUUCCUUGUUUUUCGUUUUAUUUGCUUUUCUGGUUGAAAAAAAUGGUUUGAGGCUUGGAUUAUAUCUUUAGCAUAUAAAACAAAAUAGAACUUUAUAAAAAACAUGCUUCAUGUGCGGUUAACAUUUUUACAAAAAAAGUGUAGCUGUUGUUGAAACUGCAUUAUUGAUCCCACAACAUAUUAUCAGUCAAUCAAUGUUUGCGAAGAGGUUAGUUUAGACACAGAUCAUUAUUCAGAAGGUGGGAUAAACAGAUCACUGUAAAUGUACAUCUUUAAACACACUUGUUUUUAUUUGUGGAAGUUUAUUCUACUCAUAUUUACCAUGUCUUAUUACAAUAAAUUUCACUAUGGUAUUAGUACUAUUAGAUGUUUAGCCCAUGAUGUUCAAUACUAUAGACCCAUUUUUCCCAAAAAAAUUUAAUAGUUGAAUGGUUACAUACUCUUGACCCCUUAAGAGUAUCUGAAGCCCCAAAUUCAAAUUAUUUUGCAUAUUGAAAAAAUAUUUUCUUUUUGGUAUUUUUAUGUAACUUUAGAGACAUACGCGUAAGAUGUCCAGAUAAAGCAUUUCACUUGUAUGUGACACAUAAAAUACUGAAUUUGAUAACAGCCCUCAACACAUUGUAAUGGUGACAUGGUUUGGUUUUGAUCCAUUGAAAUAAAUAUUUGGACUUGG
Triplophysa dalaica is the source of this 1912-nucleotide messenger RNA. RefSeq names its product surfactant protein Ba (gene sftpba). Gene Ontology annotation, biological process: sphingolipid metabolic process. Bases 65 to 1102 code for a protein of 345 amino acids. Lineage: Eukaryota; Metazoa; Chordata; Actinopteri; Cypriniformes; Nemacheilidae. The record is from RefSeq and is a predicted model, not a curated record. Gene Ontology annotation, cellular component: lysosome. The transcript has 12 exons.